AUGUACAUCAGACAAAGGCAGCUUUGGUGUAUCAUGACAGCACGUGAGAAUGUGUGUAUCUUUUCGGUCAAGGUCAAGAUCAACGUAUUACACGUGAGAAAGGACCGAAAUGACUGGUGA
Parastagonospora nodorum SN15 is the source of this 120-nucleotide messenger RNA. RefSeq lists its product as hypothetical. The coding region runs from base 1 to 120 and encodes 39 amino acids. The record is from RefSeq and is a predicted model, not a curated record. The transcript is spliced from 2 exons. Lineage: Eukaryota; Fungi; Ascomycota; Dothideomycetes; Pleosporales; Phaeosphaeriaceae.